AUGAAUAACAAUAAAUAGAAUCUCUUAGAGGUUCUAAGAAAGAAACGAUUAGAAUAAUAAAAUGAAUAAGUUCCUAAAACUCCACCUAUUUUAAAAUAAAAAACUAAAGAGGAUAUUCGAAAAUAUUUACUUUAGAAUCCAAAAACUAAUCUAAUAAGUCUCUUCAAAAAAAAGAGAGAUGAAGACAAUACACCUUGUACUCGUCAAAAAUUACUUAAAUUUUAUGAUAGUCAAGGUAGAAGUUCUAUUCUCUCUCCAAUUAGUGCUGCCAAUCAUGUUCCUUAAAAAAGUGUAUCAGAUGAAAGUACUAAUGCUCUAUAGGUAUUAUAAUGAUUAUAUAACUUAUAGAUUACUAUUCCUAAAAGAAUGUCACUUGUAUCUCCUAGAUUACAGCAUUUAAAUUCAUAGACAUCAAUAUUAGAAUCACCUAAUGAAAUUGAGAGUUUUAUUGUGGGUGGAUCUAAUGCAUCUAAAUUAGAUUUAGAUGAACAUUAUUUAAGGAUAGAAGAUGUUGAUAAUCCACGAAUAAUGCGAUCAUAAUCAUAAUGUUAAGAUGAGGCUUAGAUGCCAAUAAUACCAAAUACUUUAAGUGUUCCAAUGGGGAAAGGACCACGAAGAUUGCAAUCAUUUUCAGUAGGUGAUCCAUUUAGAAAUGUAAUAAAUGCAGCAGAGUAAAGAAGAUCUGUAAGAUUGAUGAGAGGAUUAAGUGGAAUCCAUUAACCAAAAGAAACAUAGAUAUUAGAGAGAUCUCGAGAUGAAGCAGGAAGAAAAAGAAUGAAUAACUUUGUAAUUUUACAUGAAUUGGGUAGAGGAGCCUUUGGAAAGGUGCGUUUAAUAUAUAAUGAAAUAGAUUAAUCAUAUUAUGCAAUGAAAAUAGCUGAUAAAAACAAAUUGAAACGUAAAUUGUUAACAAAAGAGACAUCUGCAUAUUCAUUAUUAGAAUAAGAAGUAGCAAUAUUAAAAAAAGUCGAUCAUUAAAAUGUAGUUAGAUUAGUGGAAGUUAUAGAUGAUCCAGAAGAAAGAAAAUUAUAUCUAAUAAUGGAACAUGUUAAAAAGGGAUCUAUUAAUUCAAAAUAGUAUUGGAAAUCUGAAGGUGUUCAUAUAGAUUGGGAUGAAGGAGAAAAACCACCUAAAAUAAGUAGUGAAAAAAUUAGGAAAUAUUUGAGACAUUUCUUACUUGGAUUAGAUUAUUGUAUAUAUACAUAAUUAACUAUUAAGUACAUAACUUUGCUAGAAUUGUACAUAGAGAUAUUAAACCAGAUAAUUUAUUGAUUGAUGAAUUUGAUAACUUAAAAAUUGCAGAUUUUGGUGUUGCAUAAAUGUAUGAUAGUUCAUCUGCUGAUUUGAUAUAAGGUGAUGUUGGAACCAAAGCAUUCUUACCACCAGAAGCUUUUAAGACUUCUUAAGUUAAAGGUAAACCAGCAGAUAUCUGGGCUGCUGGUAUUACAUUCUUUAUUCUUACAUAAGGAGAACAUCCUUUCCCAGCUAAAAAUGUUUAAUAACUUAAAGAAGCUGUUUCAAAUAAUGAAAUUAAAUUCUCUAAAGAUACUGAUCCAGAUUUAGCAGAUUUCUUAAAUUGUUGUCUUAAAAAAGAUUCAAGAUAGCGUCAUACACUUGAAUAACUAAUGGUAUAAUAUGAAUAUUUAAUUUAGGAUCAUCCAUUUAUUACAAUGAAUGGAGAAGAACCAUUGAUUGAACAAGAAUUUUCAGAUGAGAAUUUCUUCAUUUCUGAAAAUGAAUUAAGUAAGGCACUCUCCAAAGUAACUAUAAGAGCUACUGUAAGAGUAUUUGCAAAACUUAAACAGAAACUUAAUCAAUCUAGAUAGAGAAUUAAGAAAUAGUAAUGA
Molecule: messenger RNA, 1847 nt
Organism: Paramecium pentaurelia
Lineage: Eukaryota; Ciliophora; Oligohymenophorea; Peniculida; Parameciidae
Source: the annotation of a GenBank genome assembly